Molecule: messenger RNA, 4416 nt
Organism: Homo sapiens (human)
Lineage: Eukaryota; Metazoa; Chordata; Mammalia; Primates; Hominidae
Gene: TRPV1
Product: transient receptor potential cation channel subfamily V member 1
Exons: 15
Coding region: 528-3047 (839 amino acids)
Biological process (GO): excitatory postsynaptic potential; calcium ion import into cytosol; monoatomic ion transmembrane transport
Cellular component (GO): neuron projection; GABA-ergic synapse; postsynaptic membrane
Molecular function (GO): monoatomic ion channel activity; temperature-gated ion channel activity; calcium channel activity
Source: RefSeq, marked reviewed
CUGCCGCUCACCCUAUUCCAGGGACACAGUCUGCUUGGCUCUUCUGGACUGAGCCAUCCUCAUCACCGAGAUCCUCCCUGAAUUCAGCCCACGACAGCCACCCCGGCCGUUUUCCUUGUUCUGUGUGGGGAGGGAGGCAGCGCGGUGGUUAUCAACCUCACCCUGCAGAGGAGGCACCUGAGGCCCAGAGACGAGGAGGGAUGGGUCUAACCCAGAACCACAGAUGGCUCUGAGCCGGGGGCCUGUCCACCCUCCCAGGCCGACGUCAGUGGCCGCAGGACUGCCUGGGCCCUGCUAGGCCUGCUCACCUCUGAGGCCUCUGGGGUGAGAGGUUCAGUCCUGGAAACACUUCAGUUCUAGGGGGCUGGGGGCAGCAGCAAGUUGGAGUUUUGGGGUACCCUGCUUCACAGGGCCCUUGGCAAGGAGGGCAGGUGGGGUCUAAGGACAAGCAGUCCUUACUUUGGGAGUCAACCCCGGCGUGGUGGCUGCUGCAGGUUGCACACUGGGCCACAGAGGAUCCAGCAAGGAUGAAGAAAUGGAGCAGCACAGACUUGGGGGCAGCUGCGGACCCACUCCAAAAGGACACCUGCCCAGACCCCCUGGAUGGAGACCCUAACUCCAGGCCACCUCCAGCCAAGCCCCAGCUCUCCACGGCCAAGAGCCGCACCCGGCUCUUUGGGAAGGGUGACUCGGAGGAGGCUUUCCCGGUGGAUUGCCCUCACGAGGAAGGUGAGCUGGACUCCUGCCCGACCAUCACAGUCAGCCCUGUUAUCACCAUCCAGAGGCCAGGAGACGGCCCCACCGGUGCCAGGCUGCUGUCCCAGGACUCUGUCGCCGCCAGCACCGAGAAGACCCUCAGGCUCUAUGAUCGCAGGAGUAUCUUUGAAGCCGUUGCUCAGAAUAACUGCCAGGAUCUGGAGAGCCUGCUGCUCUUCCUGCAGAAGAGCAAGAAGCACCUCACAGACAACGAGUUCAAAGACCCUGAGACAGGGAAGACCUGUCUGCUGAAAGCCAUGCUCAACCUGCACGACGGACAGAACACCACCAUCCCCCUGCUCCUGGAGAUCGCGCGGCAAACGGACAGCCUGAAGGAGCUUGUCAACGCCAGCUACACGGACAGCUACUACAAGGGCCAGACAGCACUGCACAUCGCCAUCGAGAGACGCAACAUGGCCCUGGUGACCCUCCUGGUGGAGAACGGAGCAGACGUCCAGGCUGCGGCCCAUGGGGACUUCUUUAAGAAAACCAAAGGGCGGCCUGGAUUCUACUUCGGUGAACUGCCCCUGUCCCUGGCCGCGUGCACCAACCAGCUGGGCAUCGUGAAGUUCCUGCUGCAGAACUCCUGGCAGACGGCCGACAUCAGCGCCAGGGACUCGGUGGGCAACACGGUGCUGCACGCCCUGGUGGAGGUGGCCGACAACACGGCCGACAACACGAAGUUUGUGACGAGCAUGUACAAUGAGAUUCUGAUGCUGGGGGCCAAACUGCACCCGACGCUGAAGCUGGAGGAGCUCACCAACAAGAAGGGAAUGACGCCGCUGGCUCUGGCAGCUGGGACCGGGAAGAUCGGGGUCUUGGCCUAUAUUCUCCAGCGGGAGAUCCAGGAGCCCGAGUGCAGGCACCUGUCCAGGAAGUUCACCGAGUGGGCCUACGGGCCCGUGCACUCCUCGCUGUACGACCUGUCCUGCAUCGACACCUGCGAGAAGAACUCGGUGCUGGAGGUGAUCGCCUACAGCAGCAGCGAGACCCCUAAUCGCCACGACAUGCUCUUGGUGGAGCCGCUGAACCGACUCCUGCAGGACAAGUGGGACAGAUUCGUCAAGCGCAUCUUCUACUUCAACUUCCUGGUCUACUGCCUGUACAUGAUCAUCUUCACCAUGGCUGCCUACUACAGGCCCGUGGAUGGCUUGCCUCCCUUUAAGAUGGAAAAAACUGGAGACUAUUUCCGAGUUACUGGAGAGAUCCUGUCUGUGUUAGGAGGAGUCUACUUCUUUUUCCGAGGGAUUCAGUAUUUCCUGCAGAGGCGGCCGUCGAUGAAGACCCUGUUUGUGGACAGCUACAGUGAGAUGCUUUUCUUUCUGCAGUCACUGUUCAUGCUGGCCACCGUGGUGCUGUACUUCAGCCACCUCAAGGAGUAUGUGGCUUCCAUGGUAUUCUCCCUGGCCUUGGGCUGGACCAACAUGCUCUACUACACCCGCGGUUUCCAGCAGAUGGGCAUCUAUGCCGUCAUGAUAGAGAAGAUGAUCCUGAGAGACCUGUGCCGUUUCAUGUUUGUCUACAUCGUCUUCUUGUUCGGGUUUUCCACAGCGGUGGUGACGCUGAUUGAAGACGGGAAGAAUGACUCCCUGCCGUCUGAGUCCACGUCGCACAGGUGGCGGGGGCCUGCCUGCAGGCCCCCCGAUAGCUCCUACAACAGCCUGUACUCCACCUGCCUGGAGCUGUUCAAGUUCACCAUCGGCAUGGGCGACCUGGAGUUCACUGAGAACUAUGACUUCAAGGCUGUCUUCAUCAUCCUGCUGCUGGCCUAUGUAAUUCUCACCUACAUCCUCCUGCUCAACAUGCUCAUCGCCCUCAUGGGUGAGACUGUCAACAAGAUCGCACAGGAGAGCAAGAACAUCUGGAAGCUGCAGAGAGCCAUCACCAUCCUGGACACGGAGAAGAGCUUCCUUAAGUGCAUGAGGAAGGCCUUCCGCUCAGGCAAGCUGCUGCAGGUGGGGUACACACCUGAUGGCAAGGACGACUACCGGUGGUGCUUCAGGGUGGACGAGGUGAACUGGACCACCUGGAACACCAACGUGGGCAUCAUCAACGAAGACCCGGGCAACUGUGAGGGCGUCAAGCGCACCCUGAGCUUCUCCCUGCGGUCAAGCAGAGUUUCAGGCAGACACUGGAAGAACUUUGCCCUGGUCCCCCUUUUAAGAGAGGCAAGUGCUCGAGAUAGGCAGUCUGCUCAGCCCGAGGAAGUUUAUCUGCGACAGUUUUCAGGGUCUCUGAAGCCAGAGGACGCUGAGGUCUUCAAGAGUCCUGCCGCUUCCGGGGAGAAGUGAGGACGUCACGCAGACAGCACUGUCAACACUGGGCCUUAGGAGACCCCGUUGCCACGGGGGGCUGCUGAGGGAACACCAGUGCUCUGUCAGCAGCCUGGCCUGGUCUGUGCCUGCCCAGCAUGUUCCCAAAUCUGUGCUGGACAAGCUGUGGGAAGCGUUCUUGGAAGCAUGGGGAGUGAUGUACAUCCAACCGUCACUGUCCCCAAGUGAAUCUCCUAACAGACUUUCAGGUUUUUACUCACUUUACUAAACAGUUUGGAUGGUCAGUCUCUACUGGGACAUGUUAGGCCCUUGUUUUCUUUGAUUUUAUUCUUUUUUUUGAGACAGAAUUUCACUCUUCUCACCCAGGCUGGAAUGCAGUGGCACAAUUUUGGCUCCCUGCAACCUCCGCCUCCUGGAUUCCAGCAAUUCUCCUGCCUCGGCUUCCCAAGUAGCUGGGAUUACAGGCACGUGCCACCAUGUCUGGCUAAUUUUUUGUAUUUUUUUAAUAGAUAUGGGGUUUCGCCAUGUUGGCCAGGCUGGUCUCGAACUCCUGACCUCAGGUGAUCCGCCCACCUCGGCCUCCCAAAGUGCUGGGAUUACAGGUGUGAGCCUCCACACCUGGCUGUUUUCUUUGAUUUUAUUCUUUUUUUUUUUUUCUGUGAGACAGAGUUUCACUCUUGUUGCCCAGGCUGGAGUGCAGUGGUGUGAUCUUGGCUCACUGCAACUUCUGCCUCCCGGGUUCAAGCGAUUCUUCUGCUUCAGUCUCCCAAGUAGCUUGGAUUACAGGUGAGCACUACCACGCCCGGCUAAUUUUUGUAUUUUUAAUAGAGACGGGGUUUCACCAUGUUGGCCAGGCUGGUCUCGAACUCUUGACCUCAGGUGAUCUGCCCGCCUUGGCCUCCCAAAGUGCUGGGAUUACAGGUGUGAGCCGCUGCGCUCGGCCUUCUUUGAUUUUAUAUUAUUAGGAGCAAAAGUAAAUGAAGCCCAGGAAAACACCUUUGGGAACAAACUCUUCCUUUGAUGGAAAAUGCAGAGGCCCUUCCUCUCUGUGCCGUGCUUGCUCCUCUUACCUGCCCGGGUGGUUUGGGGGUGUUGGUGUUUCCUCCCUGGAGAAGAUGGGGGAGGCUGUCCCACUCCCAGCUCUGGCAGAAUCAAGCUGUUGCAGCAGUGCCUUCUUCAUCCUUCCUUACGAUCAAUCACAGUCUCCAGAAGAUCAGCUCAAUUGCUGUGCAGGUUAAAACUACAGAACCACAUCCCAAAGGUACCUGGUAAGAAUGUUUGAAAGAUCUUCCAUUUCUAGGAACCCCAGUCCUGCUUCUCCGCAAUGGCACAUGCUUCCACUCCAUCCAUACUGGCAUCCUCAAAUAAACAGAUAUGUAUACAUAUA